CCGCUCCCCGGGGGCUGACGCGUGCCCCCCGCAGGCGCUGAUGGAGCGCUUCAACGCCGACAAGCGCAUCUUCUGCUUCAUCCUCUCCACCCGCAGCGGCGGGGUGGGCGUCAACCUGGCGGGGGCCGACACCGUCGUCUUCUACGACAGCGACUGGAACCCCACCAUGGACGCCCAGGCCCAGGACCGGUGUCACCGCAUCGGCCAGACGCGCGACGUCCACAUCUACCGGCUGAUCAGCGAGCGGACGGUGGAGGAGAACAUCCUGAAGAAGGCCAACCAGAAGAGGAUGCUGGGGGACAUGGCCAUCGAGGGGGGCAACUUCACCACCGCCUACUUCAAGCAGCAAACGAUCCGUGAGCUCUUCGACGUGGCGCCGGACGAGCCGGGGCGGCGCGAGCGGGACGGGGACAAGGGGGACAAGGACAGGGACAAGGACAGGGACGGGCCCCCCGAGGAGGACGAGGACCCCGCCGCCACCCGGCGCACCCACAUCCUGGAGCAGGUCGGGCCACUCGUCCCCAACGUGUCCCCAACGUGUCCCCAACAUGUGCCCAAUGCAUCCCCAACGUGUCCCCAACGCGUCCCCAACACGUCCCCAGUGUGUCCCCAACGUGUCCCCAAUGCAUCCCCAACGUGUCCCCAACGUGUCCCCAACGUGUCCCCUGAUGUCCCCAGUGUGUCCCCAGUGUGUCCCCAACGCGUCCCCAACGCGUCCCCAGUGUGUCCCCAACGUGUCCCCAACGUGUCCCCAACGUGUCCCCAACGUGUCCCCAGUGUGUCCCCAACGUGUCCCCAACGUGUCCCCAGUGUGUCCCCAGUGUGUCCCCAACGUGUCCCCAACGU
Molecule: messenger RNA, 846 nt
Organism: Oxyura jamaicensis (ruddy duck)
Lineage: Eukaryota; Metazoa; Chordata; Aves; Anseriformes; Anatidae
Product: helicase SRCAP-like
Exons: 3
Cellular component (GO): Swr1 complex
Molecular function (GO): histone binding; ATP hydrolysis activity
Source: RefSeq, a predicted model, not a curated record